GUUAUAAAGUUCAACUUGAAACUGCAGAGGAGUGGACAGCAGUGGCACCAAAACCAUGGAGCUCAGCAUCCUCUUGUUCCUUGCUGUCCUCACAGGCCUCCUACUUCUCCUGUUCAGGGGCCACCCAAAGGCCCAUGGCCACCUCCCACCAGGCCCACGUCCUCUUCCCUUCCUGGGGAAUCUUCUCCAUAUGGACAGAAAAGGGCUGCUCAAGUCUUUCCUGAAGUUCCGAGAGAAGUAUGGAGAUGUGUUCACCGUGUACCUAGGGCCAAGGCCUGUAGUCAUACUGUGUGGCCCAGAGGCCAUACGGGAAGCCCUUGUGGAUCAAGCUGAGGAUUUCUCAGGCCGAGGACCAAUUGCUGUUGUGGACUCUGUAUUCCAAGGAUACGGGGUGAUCUUUGCCAAUGGGGAACGCUGGAAAGCCCUUCGGAGAUUCUCUUUGGCCACCCUGAGGGACUUUGGGAUGGGAAAGCGGAGUGUGGAGGAGCGGAUUCAGGAGGAGGCUCAGUGUAUGGUGGAGGAGCUGCGGAAAUCCCAGGGAGGCCUGGUGGACCCCAUAUUCCUCUUUCAUUCUGUCACUGCCAACAUUAUCUGCUCCAUCGUCUUUGGAAAACGCUUUGACUACAAAGAUCCUCAGUUCCUUCGGAUGCUGGACCUGUUCUCUAAGUCCUUUAAGCUCAUCAGCUCCUUUUCCAGUCAGGUGUUUGAAUUAUUCUCCAACAUCCUGAAGCACUUCCCUGGCACACACAGGGAAAUCUACAAAAACCUUCAGGAAAUCAACACCUUCAUUGGCCACAGUGUGGAGAAACACCGUGAAACCCUCGACCCCAGCUCCCCCAGAGACCUCAUUGACACCUUCUUGAUCCGCAUGGACAAAGUGAGAUUGGGAAAGCGCAUUUGUCUUGGAGAAGGUAUUGCCCGUGCUGAGUUGUUCCUCUUCUUCACCACCAUCCUCCAGAAUUUCUCCAUCACCAGCCCAGUGGCUCCUGAGGACAUUGACUACACACCUCAGGAAGUUGGUGUUGGCACAAUACCCCCAGUAUACAAGAUUUGCUUCCAGCCCCGCACGAUGGACUCAAGGCUGAGGAAUUAAGGAUUGCAGGGUCAUAAAAUGUCUGAACUCUGGAGAAAACAGUCCUUCACUUCCUGCAUCUGAUAACCUAUUGUGAAUGAGCAUUCUUCCCUUCCUGGCUACAAUUCCAUGCAAAGUUAUCUUUAUGGGAUUCUGUCCACACUGCUGUCGUUUUUCCAAGGUUCUGUGUUGUAUUCCUUUCUUAUGUGAAUAGAGGUGCAGGAGUCAGAAUUAGACUAACAAAACUCAAGCCUUUUUUGGUGACCAUAUAGAAGUUCAGGAUUAAAAGGGACAAAUUUGCUGUAUGACUGUGUGAAGUUCUGAGUCCCAGGAUACAGCUCAGUCUGAGUGCUGACUGAGUUGCCAGAAUAAUCUGUCUUCAUUUGUCACCUCCUUGUGAUGUGUGCUGUGUGCUGAAGGCUUCGACGUAAUGAAUCAAUGUCAAACACUAGCAUGAAAUAGACUUUUCUAAAGUGGCCAUUUCAGUGUAUCUAGUUCUUUUACAAGGUUGUACACAAUUCACUAUCUUAGACAUAUUUUAUACUUCCUCCCGUAACCCUAUACUUAUUAAGCAGCCAGCCAAUUCCUCAUCUCUUUAUCCAGCCCCUGAAAUACUAAUUUGAGUUUUGUCUAAAUGGACAUGCCUUCAGGAUUCCUGGAUAUUUUCAUAUGAAUGGAAUAAUAUAAACUGUGGUGUGUGGAAAAACUUGCACAACGUUUUUGAGAUUCUAUGAUUUUGAGGAGAGCAGAUGUAUGCUGCAUAUGGUGUCCCCAACUGUCCUGCUUAGCCGAUUUGUACUGCUUUUUUCCCUGUAGAAGUCACCCUGUGCCCCAUCCCUUCCGCUUUGUGAUUCUGUACUGGCACUGUUGAUCCCCUCAUAUUUUGCUUUCAGUCUCCUAAGAAUCAAAUAAACCUGGAAAGCCUAAUCACCC
Octodon degus (degu) is the source of this 2005-nucleotide messenger RNA. RefSeq names its product cytochrome P450 2B4-like. NCBI's taxonomy places the organism in Eukaryota, Metazoa, Chordata, Mammalia, Rodentia, Octodontidae. Bases 56 to 1093 code for a protein of 345 amino acids. The transcript is spliced from 6 exons. Gene Ontology annotation, biological process: xenobiotic metabolic process. Gene Ontology annotation, cellular component: cytoplasm; intracellular membrane-bounded organelle. The record is from RefSeq and is a predicted model, not a curated record. Gene Ontology annotation, molecular function: heme binding; iron ion binding; oxidoreductase activity, acting on paired donors, with incorporation or reduction of molecular oxygen, reduced flavin or flavoprotein as one donor, and incorporation of one atom of oxygen.